CUGGGGCGCAAGGGGCCGCGCCACCGGGUGACUGGUGCCCCAGACUCCAGCCCGGACCCUGGCCCGGCCGCCCAGGGAGCAAGGGGCUUCCGCAGGCGGUGCUGACCCCCACUCAGCCCGCAAAGGGGAAGAGGCCCAGCGAGUCCCCGAGAAGGGCGCACCUGCCCCAACUCCUGCCCCAUCGGACUUCCAGGCUGUGCCCACCCGGCUCCCGCACCCCUGCUGGCCUGGCCCCUGAGGGGGUGUGCGGCGGGCAGCCGGGCCUGGUGCAAGCUCUCUCCCGCAGAUGGAGGCGGUGGUCCUGAUGCCCUAUGUGCUGGGCCUCCUGCUGCUGCCGCUGCUGGCCCUGCUGGCCGUGGUGCUGUGCGUGCGAUGCCGAGAGCUGCCGGGUGAGCGGCGGUGCGGGUCCCUAUGACAGCACGGACUCUGAUAGCGCGACCCCAAGCAUUGUGAUCAAACGCCCUCCCAUGCUCGCCACCUGGACACCUGCCACCGCCUACCCUUCAGUUACCUCCUACCCAUCCCUGAGCCAGCCGGACCUGCUCCCCAUCCCGAGGUCCCCGCAGCCCCCUGGGGGCUCCCACCGCAUGCCCUCCUGCCGGCAGGACUCCGACGGUGCCAACAGCGUGGCAAGCUACGAGAAUGAGGGUGUGUCUGGGGUCCCGGCUGCCCUGGUUGCAGGGAGGCUGGGGCCUGGGCCGGGCCCUGCUGAUCGCUGUGUCGUUACCUCAGAGCCCCCCUGUGAGGACGACGACGAAGACGAAGAGGAGGAUUAUCCCAACGAGGGCUACUUGGAGGUGCUUCCCGACGGCGCGCCGGCCACCAGCACUGCUGUCCCACCGGCUCCCGCGCCCAGCAACCCCGGCCUCCGAGACAGCGCCUUCUCCAUGGAGUCGGGGGAGGAUUACGUGAAUGUCCCUGACAGCGAGGAGAGUGCAGAUGUGUCUCUGGAUGGGAGCCGAGAGUAUGUGAAUGUGUCCCAGGAGCUGCCGCCCAUGGCCAGGACAGAGACUGCCAUCCUGGGCUUCCCGGAUGUGGACGACGACUACGAAGGAGAGGGACUUCCGGAUUAUGAGAACCUGCAGAACCUCAACUGAGGGUCCGCACGAGGCUGUGCCUGACCUGGAACCAGCCUUGCCCGGGAGUGCCGAGCUGGGCAGCUGACCGUGGCCCUGGGGGGGUCCCUCUUUGGCACCCCACCCUGACUCCCACCAGAGAAUAGUCUGAGAAUCUCCCCCCUAACUUAUUGACACUUCGGGGUCCAGUCUGUGUGGCCCCAACACUCUGCACCUUCUGACAUAGCCUGAGAAUGAACUACACUGGCCCCAGCCCUAUUCUGCUGUGGUCCGUACGCUCUUGCCUUUGGGGGGCCCGGUGGGUGGGAGUCCGAGUGAGGGUGGGCCGUGCCUGAGCACCCGUGUGGGAGUGUCUGUGGGCACACACACACGUGUGUGUGUGUGUGUGUGUGUGUGUGUGUGUCUCCAUCCUCCCUGGGGCCGUCGUGCUCCCGUGGGUCCUGACCUGCUGUUUCGAAUGGCCAAGUGGUGCCUAGGUGCGGGGGGGGGAUGCUUCGGUGUGAGGUGAGUGCCACCCAGGCUGACACUUCUGGGCUUCGAGGCUUCGAUGCAUCCCCUCCCCACGAGAGAGUCCUCUGGACACAUGACCGACGAUGGCUGGGAUGAUGGGAGGGCAGGGCACGGGGAAGCCUGGGGCGCAGAGUGACUUUCUGGAGCAAGACUGCUUCCUGCCGGCCCUCAGUUUCUCCAUCUUUAAAGCAAGGGCGAGGACUUGACCCCACGCAAUGGAAAAGUAAUGAGCAGUGCAGCCUUUCAGACAUCAGUGUGCAGAUGACUCACCGGGAGGGCUUGCUGAAAUGCAGAUUCCAAAUGAGUAGGUCUGGGAUGGGGCCCGAGAAUCUGCAUUUCAGAGAAACUGCCAGUGGUUCUGAUCGCGCCCUUCCAAGAACCAGACUUCGAGCACCUUCCGGCGGAUGUUGUGAUGGGCUCUGGGCUGGGCAUGUGACCCGGACCAGCCCUGGGACUUGGGCCAGAAGCGACUGGAAGGAGAAGCGCUUUCGUUCAUGCCAGUUGGUCAACGGGCGGAAUAUAUUCCUGGAGCCCCUGCUCGGAGAGCCUGCCCGAGAACGAAGCCGAUGUGGAGGACAGAAUGGCCCAGAGGCGGACAAGGCGUCAGGACUCCUGGGCCCAGCCACACCUGAAGCAAGACACCCCCUUGGACUUCCGUUACAGGGGCCAAUAAAUCACCGGUUGUCUUCCCCC
Molecule: messenger RNA, 2279 nt
Organism: Suricata suricatta (meerkat)
Lineage: Eukaryota; Metazoa; Chordata; Mammalia; Carnivora; Herpestidae
Gene: LAT
Product: linker for activation of T cells
Exons: 11
Coding region: 312-1097 (261 amino acids)
Biological process (GO): signal transduction
Cellular component (GO): membrane
Source: RefSeq, a predicted model, not a curated record